Ostreococcus lucimarinus CCE9901 is the source of this 1266-nucleotide messenger RNA. RefSeq lists its product with no specific name. Bases 1 to 1266 code for a protein of 421 amino acids. Gene Ontology annotation, molecular function: choline kinase activity; ethanolamine kinase activity. The transcript has 2 exons. The record is from RefSeq and is a predicted model, not a curated record. Gene Ontology annotation, cellular component: cytoplasm. Lineage: Eukaryota; Viridiplantae; Chlorophyta; Mamiellophyceae; Mamiellales; Bathycoccaceae. Gene Ontology annotation, biological process: phosphatidylcholine biosynthetic process; phosphatidylethanolamine biosynthetic process.
AUGGUCACCGACCGAAGACACUCGAGCGCGAGCGAAGAAAACUCGGGGGCGAGCACGACAGACUUUCAAGACGAAGACGCGCCGACGUCGAGAAGCGCGACGCCCGCGCCCGGACGAUUGAACGUCGAGCUCGACGUCGAUCGCGAACAACGCGAUGAGUAUCAAGGCGUGAAAUCCAUCGUGCGAAACACCGUGCGAGGGUGGGCAAACGUCGAAAACGCGGCGCUCGAGGUGAGCCCGGUGCGAGGCGGGAUCACGAACGCGCUGUUCAAGGUUCGUCUGGCGCAAGACGCGGCGCCGACGACGACGAAGGAUCCGAUCGCACGCGCGGUGGUGGUGAGAGUUUUUGGCAAGGGUACCGAUCAAUUCAUCACUCAUCGCAAAGUACAAGGCGAGACGUCGCACGUUUUGAACGAACACGGGUUCGGGGCAAAAGUGCUCGGCGUUUUUUCAAAUGGGUUGGUUGAAGAGUUCAUCGAAGCCGAGAGUGUGGCUCCGGAGGAGUUGGCGAACGGAGGGAUUUUGCUUCGACGAGUCGCGGCGCAGAUGCGACGCUUGCACAAGGAAACCAUCGCGCGCGCCCGAGCCAACGCUAUCUGGGACACGCUUCAGUUGUGGUUCGACUUGGCGUACGGUGUUGCCAAUGAUCCGACCAUUUUCAAGAAUGACGCGCGCAAAGAGUCGAUUUUGGCAUCGUUGAAGAUCGAUUCGGAAUCGCGUCAAAUGCUGUUCGAAGUCAUUCGCGCGAGGUGCGAAGCCGUGAACAGUCAGACAGUGUACUGUCACAACGACAUUCACGCCGGUAACUUUUUGCUGAACAGAAAGACGGACAACCUGACGCUCAUCGAUUACGAGUACGCCGACUACGGUCCCCGUGCGUUUGACAUGGCCAAUCUGUUUUGCGAAUUCGCCGGGUUCGAGUGCAACUACGAUCAGUUUCCGACGUGCGAACUUCGCCGCGAGUUUUACUCGGCGUACUUGCACACCACGGUCGAUGCGGAGAUUGACGCGCUCGAAGCGGAAGUCGCGGCGUGGACGCCCGUGACGCACGCAUUCUGGGCGCUCUGGGCGGUGAUUCAAGCCAAGUAUAGCGCCAUCGAUUUUGACUUUUUGGGUUUCGCCGCGAUGCGCAUGAAGGUGUUUUACGCCUCUGCUCUCGCGCCGAGUGAGUGGGUGCCGACGAACGCCGCGCUCGGUGGACAGCACGGCACGCCGGAGAAGAGUGUGGGUUGGAAUGCCACGGCUGAGGGAAACGUCGUGCUUUGA